AUAAUUCUCUAGAUAACCUUAAAUAUAUUAAAAUCGGCGAUAUUGUUCUGUACUUUUCUGUGUUGUCCUCUCUUCUUAUUUUAUAAAAAGGGAAUACCAUAUAUAUUUAGAGCUAGAAAGUGAGUGAUCCCUAAAGAAGUGACUAAUAGUCACACCUAUGCGUGAUAACAAGAGUUAUUCCUAACAAAACUUCACAUUGCCUAGUCCUACUGAUGACUCUGGUUUUAGGAAAUCGAUUUUCUUAUUUGUUACACUCAAACAAGUUGCGAAUUGGAUGAAACUGUGAUAAAAAUGGAUGCUGAAAUUGCAAAUGCCAUCACGGACCCAGAAUUCCAUAGUGACGGUUCGCUCAGGAAGAAGAUAUUACAGCUGGAACUUGCAUUAGGUGAAAUUGCUGAAAGAUUGAAAGAAGGUGACGAAGAUGGGAGGGACGCAGUGAAUAGUAUAGAUAAAAAUGGAGGUUUGUUACUUUCUAAACUGGAUACCGUAAAUGAAACUCUAGUUAUGAACAAGUUCAUGUGGAGUGAGGAUAAAUACUAUGAACUAAUGUUUAACAUAAAACAGAUCUGUGCCACUUGGAGUGCCAUGAAGGGUGGGGUGGCAAAUCCUACAACAAUAAUUUAUAUCAGAGGUCGCAAUCGAAGUGUGGGACUACAAUAUAUGGAGAAAUAUAUGUAAAAAAUAUAUUAAGUGUGCAUUUUAAGUAUUACUUGUGGCAGUUUUUAAAAUUAUUUUAUUUACUAAAAAGAAAUUGUUUUACAUAAAAAUCGUAUAAUAGUAGGCUAUAAUUAAUUCGUUUUUUAAUAAAUAAUGUUAUUUAUCACUAGAAAAAUCUCAUUAAGUUAAAUCAAUAAAAAACCUAUUUUCUAUUUUAAUGAUGGUGUUUAUUGCAAGAGGUUAGGAUACUCAUUUUUAUACGUUUUAAAUAACAGUAGUUUCAGAUUUGGUACUUAAAAAUUGGAAAUUAAAUCAAGUAAACCAUGAACUUUAUUACCAUCUUAAAAUGUAUUGUUACUGUUUAGCUAGUAUUAUAUCAAUAAAUUUAUUACUUGUUUAUAUUUUA
Molecule: messenger RNA, 1063 nt
Organism: Homalodisca vitripennis (glassy-winged sharpshooter)
Lineage: Eukaryota; Metazoa; Arthropoda; Insecta; Hemiptera; Cicadellidae
Exons: 2
Coding region: 292-678 (128 amino acids)
Source: RefSeq, a predicted model, not a curated record